Diuraphis noxia (Russian wheat aphid) is the source of this 2741-nucleotide messenger RNA. RefSeq names its product putative multidrug resistance-associated protein lethal(2)03659. Lineage: Eukaryota; Metazoa; Arthropoda; Insecta; Hemiptera; Aphididae. The record is from RefSeq and is a predicted model, not a curated record. Gene Ontology annotation, cellular component: membrane. Gene Ontology annotation, molecular function: ABC-type transporter activity; ATP hydrolysis activity; ATP binding. Gene Ontology annotation, biological process: transmembrane transport.
AAAUGGAUGCUGGUAAUAAAGAACAACGGCCUCCAAAUCCACGAGCCAGAGCAAACAUCUUUGAAAUCUUCACGUUUAGCUGGAUUUUUGACCUUUUUAAAAUUGGGCGAAAGAGGGAUUUAGAAUUCAAUGAUUUAUAUGUACCUUUAAAUAAUGAUCGAUCAUCAUUAUUAGGAAUUGAAUUACAGAGGAGGUGGAAAAUCGAUAUAGUUAAUGCAAACAAAAAUAAUGGAGACCCUAGUUUGCUAAGGGUAUUGGUUCGAAUGUUUGGCGCUAAGCUUAUGUUUUAUGGAUUAAUACAAGCAUUUGUUGAAAUUGUGUUGAGAAUGUCUCUACCUAUACUAAUUGGUGGAUUAUUAGAAUAUUUCAACCCUGAAAAGCCGGACGCCAAGGACUUGAAUCAUGCAUAUUAUUAUGCGUCAGGUCUAUUGUUAAACAUGUUACUUAAUAUAAUAUUGUUUCAUUAUUCACAAAUGGAAAUGGGACACCUAGGAAUGAAGAUUCGAGUGGCCUGCUGUUCAGCAAUAUAUAAAAAGGCAUUGCGAUUAAGUCAAACAUCUUUAGGUGAAACCACAGUCGGUCAAGUGGUAAACUUGUUGUCGAAUGAUGUAAAUCGAUUUGAUAUAGCGUUCAUAUUUAUACACUUYUUAUGGGUUGGCCCUCUGCAAUCAAUUGUGGUCACAUAUUUUUUGUGGCAAGAACUUGGCGUAUCAUCUUUAGUUGGAGUGGCUAUAUUUCUUGUAUUUAUACCAUUACAAGGAUGGUUGGGAAAGAAAACGUCAAAAUAUCGAUCAAGAACAGCCCCUAGGACUGACGAAAGAGUAAGGUUGAUGAACGAAAUAAUAUCAGGCAUACAAGUGAUAAAAAUGUACACUUGGGAAAAACCUUUUGCGGUGCUUGUACAAUUUGCAAGAAAGAUGGAACUUGAACAGAUCAGAGGAGUCUUAUACAUCAGAGUAUUUUUGCAAUCUUUUGUAAUAUUUCAUUUAAGGAUUGCGUUUUUYAUAAGUAUUUUGUCAUACGUAUUAUUAGGAAACUUCAUAAAUACUCAAAAAGUUUUUGUUAUACUUUCAUAUUUAAAGAUAUUGACGACAAUGACAGUAUUUUUCCCCCAAGGCAUUUUAACGUUAGCGGAGAUGCUAAUAUCUAUUAAACGUAUUCAGACAUUUCUAYUACAACACGAAAAUCGCAAGCAUGAUACACCAUUGUCGUUACAACCAGAAGUUACAUCGAAGAAUAGCAAUGAAAUGUUAAAUUUUAAUAGUGACCAUUUUGCGACAAAUAUAAAUAAAAAUGAAGAAGGUAUUGAUCGAUUGGGUAAUUUUGGAAUCGACGUUUCAAACGCCUCRGCUAAAUGGGUACUCAAUCAACCCGAUAACUCAUUAAAUAACAUUAAUUUAACCGUUAGACCGGGGCGGUUGGUUGCAAUCAUCGGGCCCGUAGGAGCUGGAAAAGCAAACAUAUUAGCCGAGGGUUCGUAUCAAGAACUACAAUCUUCUGGCUUAGACUUUACAAAAUUACUUAAACCGUCGGAUGAAACAACUGCCGAUACUGAAAUCGAUAAUAAAAAUGAACCUAAUAGUGAUUUUGAACCGAUCUCAGAAUUAUCUCGACAAGGGUCUCUUAAAAGUAUUUCGUCAUCCAUUGAUGAGAAUAAAUUAAAUGAGACUCAAGUAGCACCCAUUGAGGUGGCUGAAGCUAGGUCUUCCGGAAAAGUUUCACUGCUUGCUACAGGUGGAGAUUAUUGGAUAAGUUAUUGGGUUAACCUAGAAGAUCGCGUUUUUCGUAAAGAAGAAAGACGGAUUUUGAACCGUUUCACUAAAGAUAUUGGUGCUAUUGAUGAAAUGAUAACAGUUCCUUCGUUGGAUUUUAUAUAUAAUUCAUUAUCACUUAUUGGAAUUAUAGUUGUGGUCGGAAUAGUAAAUGUUUACCUUCUUAUACCCACAUUCUUCAUUGGGAUAUUGUUUUAUUACACAGUAGUAUAUUAUUUAUCUACAUCACGUAGCAUCAAACGUUUGGAGGGAAUCUCACGAAGUCCCGUAUUAGGAUAUUUGAACGCAUCACUUCAAGGUUUAUCAACAAUAAGAGCAUUUGAUGCCGAAGAAAUUUUAUCUAGAGAAUUCGAUGGCCAUCAAGAUUUACAUUCUUCGGCUUGGUAUAUUUUUAUCUCAUCUACUGAAGCUUUAGGUUUCGCGUUGGAUAUGAUUUGCCUUGCAUAUAUUAAUGCUUUUGGGGGAGAUGUUGGACUAGUUAUAACUCAAGCAAUGAGUUUGACGGGUUCACUCCAGUGGGGAAUACGACAAUUUGCACAAUUAGAUAAUCAGAUGACAUCUGUUGAAAGAGUACUUGAAUAUACAAAUGUUCCACAGGAACCUGCACUUGAAUCUGUACAAGGUAAUAUUCAUCUCAGUUUAACGUUCAAAAUGGAAGCUGCGGGACAUAAAGAAAAACAGCUACCAAAUCCACGAAACAAAGCAAAUAUCUUCGAAAUUCUUACAUUUAGCUGGAUCUUAAAAUUCUUAAAGAGAGAUUUGGAGAUCAUUGAUUUAUACAAUCCACUUAACGAUCACAAGUCAUCAUUAUUAGGAUAUGAAAUUGAAAAGAGAUGGAAGGUAGAGAUUAUUAAUGCAAAAAGUACAAACCGGAAACCUAGUUUAUUAAGAGUUUUAGUUCGAAUGUUUGGUGGAAGUUUUUUGUACUAUGGGAUAAUACAAAUGUUCAUUGAAACAAUGUUAAGGUAA